UCUGACCUAUGGAAAAUGCCAAGAGACCAAGAGAGGGGAGAGAUGGGGCUGGGGGCCGUGCCUGGGAGGCAGGCGGCGUUCCGAGAGGGGCUGGAGAAGGCGGUGCUGUACGCCAAGGCUCUAGGCUGCCCCAGGAUCCACCUGAUGGCUGGCCGAGUACCCCAGGGGGCUGAUCGAGCAACAGUUAGCGGGGAGAUGGAGACAGUUUUCUUGGAGAACCUGAGGCAUGCAGCUGGGGUUUUAGCUCAGGAGAACCUCGUGGGACUGCUGGAGCCCAUCAACACCCGUGUCACUGACCCCCGGUACUUCCUGGACACACCCCAGCAGGGUAAGACCCCAGCCCCAUCUCCUCCUGUCCCUCUUGGUUCUUGUGCUCUCCUGGUCUCACGGCCCCGUGGCUUCUCCCCAGCGGCAGCCAUCUUACAGAAAGUUGGAAGACCCAACCUCCAAUUACAAAUGGAUCUAUUCCACUGGCAGAUCAUGGAUGGGAACCUGACGGGAAACAUCCGGGAGUUCUUGCCCAUUGUUGGUGAGGGGGCUCCCUUCCUUUUGCUUGCUGGUCUGCUGUGCUUCCUCCUACACUUUAAGCCCCCACUGUCCUUCAGGCCUCAGCAGGAGCCUUGCCCCUGUCUCCCCACAUCUGUCCCCAGGGCAUGUGCAGAUAGCACAGGUCCCAGGCCGAGGGGAGCCUGGCAGCCCUGGAGAGCUGUGCUUCCCCUACCUAUUCCAGCUGCUGGAAGAUGAAGGCUACCAAGGCUUUGUGGGCUGCGAGUAUCGGCCUCAAGGAGACACCGUAGAGGGGCUGAGUUGGCUCCGUUCAUAUUGUGAUAGGCGGGGCUGCCCAUGGGCUGGAGAGUGAGGUCCUGUACACCAACC
Fukomys damarensis (Damara mole-rat) is the source of this 876-nucleotide messenger RNA. RefSeq names its product hydroxypyruvate isomerase (putative) (gene Hyi). The transcript is spliced from 6 exons. NCBI's taxonomy places the organism in Eukaryota, Metazoa, Chordata, Mammalia, Rodentia, Bathyergidae. The record is from RefSeq and is a predicted model, not a curated record. Gene Ontology annotation, biological process: glyoxylate metabolic process. The coding region runs from base 16 to 744 and encodes 242 amino acids. Gene Ontology annotation, molecular function: hydroxypyruvate isomerase activity.